CGCUCCCUUCCUGCGUUUAUUGCAGCUUUCGCUCCUUCAGUCACUCAGACUCCACGUCGCAAUCCGCUGAAUCUUAUCUCCAACAACACAAGCAGACAUCAUGGCUCCCCUCGCUAAGUCCCUUGCUGUCGCCGCCACGGCCUUCGCCGCUCUAGGCGCUGCCGCUCCUGGCCAUGCCCACAUGCACAACCACAAGCGCGACGAGGUCACUGUCUGGAACACUGUCACCCAGGUCGUUUGGAAGACCGUUGAUGUCACUACUACCGUCACCAAUGGCCAGAGCGUUCCUACCACGCGCAUUGAGGAGACUGUCAACGAGGCUACUGCCCCUGCUGCCCAGCCCAAGGAGGCCACUUCCACCAGCACCAGCACCUCUACCGUUCAGCUUACUUCCUCUACCACUGAAGCUGCGGCACCGUCCGUCGAGACCAACGUGCAGGUCCCCACUCCCUGCACUGGUCAGGUUACCUUCUAUGAUGUCGCUACCUCCCGAAGUGCCCCCAGCAGCUGUGGUAACGUGAACGACGGUAGCACCGACAAGGUCCUUGCUCUUCCCGUCGGAAUCAUGCAAGACGACGACUGUGGAAAGACCGUUACCAUCAAGUACAAGGGCAAGACUUCCACCGCUAAGGUUGUCGACAAGUGCAUGGGCUGCGAUGACUCCUCAAUUGACCUGUCGCGUGCUGCCUUCCAAGACCUCGCCAGCGAGUCUGAGGGCAGACUCUACGGCGUCGAAUGGUUCAUGCAGUAAACCCGACGUUUUCUUUUUUUUCUGCGUGGUCGUCGUGCCGCCGUUCUUACCUUCGUUAUAUCAUACUUUCUACCCUUUUUAUGUCGUGAAUGACUCCAUGAGACAUUCGCGCCAUGAUUUAUCAUUCUUUGUGUAUAGAGAUUAAUCUGGUUGUUGCAAAGUUACUCAACCAAGCCAUUUGUUAUUUUUUUUCAUGCAACAAAGCAAACGCAGAACGGAGGGACAGGAUCUGGAAUCCCGCUGGUUACGACGCUACGAAUGAAGUGUUUUCGGCA
This is a messenger RNA of Aspergillus versicolor CBS 583.65, 1026 nucleotides long. Its product is annotated as RlpA-like double-psi beta-barrel domain-containing protein. Lineage: Eukaryota; Fungi; Ascomycota; Eurotiomycetes; Eurotiales; Aspergillaceae. The coding region runs from base 101 to 751 and encodes 216 amino acids. The record is from RefSeq and is a predicted model, not a curated record. The transcript has 3 exons.